CUAAAUAUGAAAAAAUAUAUCGUAAAACUAUGUCAACUGCAAGCAGCUAGAUUUUGAAAUGACGUAGAAUUACGUCGCGAAUGUGUUAACUUUCUUGCGCACACAAGAAAGUCGGCGGCCGAAGUGCCGGUCGGUUGCUCGCUUGUGACUUGUGUGCGUAUCCCCCUUCCAUCAGCCUGGAUAACCUAAGCAGUAUCAGUUAAUAUUGUUCGUGUUCUCGCUAUUGUGUUUGAUAUUGGUUAAUAUUUCUAAUUUUGUCUCGAUAUUCGGAUAAAGUAAUUCUUGGACAUCUUGUAAUAACAUAACUUGUAAUAACUUUAAUAGAUAGUGUAAAUCUCGCACUUUUACAACUUUCGAAAAUGACGACGCUCAGGGCCUUUACAUGCACCGAUUUACUCAGAUUCAAUAAUGUUUUCCUUUUUUUGUUUUUAGGAAUUUAGACCCGCUCACAGAAACAUAUGGACUAUCGUUUUAUAUGCAUUACCUUGCACAUUGGCCAGAAUAUAUCCAAGUAGCAGAAUCUCCAAGUGGUGAAAUAAUGGGUUACAUUAUGGGAAAAGCAGAGGGUCAUGGUGAUAAUUGGCAUGGUCACGUAACAGCCCUUACAGUUUCCCCAGAUUACAGAAGACUUGGACUCGCUGCAAUGUUGAUGAAAUUCCUGGAGGAAGUGUCAGAAAAGAAACAGGCAUAUUUCGUGGAUCUUUUUGUCCGAGUAAGCAAUAAAGUGGCUAUUACAAUGUACGAGCAAUUAGGAUACAUUGUGUACAGGACAGUAUUGGAAUAUUACAAUGGGGAUCCAGACGAGGAUGCGUAUGACAUGAGAAAGGCUCUAUCGCGAGACGUGAAAAAAAAAUCUAUGAUACCACUGACGCAUCCUGUGAGACCGGAUGAGGUAGACUGAAGCCCUGAUCGUUUUCAUGCACGUAUGAUGGUGAAAGAGUAUUGCAGUAUGUGAAAUAAUUAUCUUUUUUUUUUUCGAUUAACAAGUGCUGAAUAUAUUCUUCAUCUAUAAAGAAAAUUCGUGAUAUAUUUGUCUACAAAUUAAUGUAUCUACAAAUUAUAAAUCCGCUACUAACUGCAAGUUAACUGAGAAAUACACAUCGCUGAAACUC
Molecule: messenger RNA, 1112 nt
Organism: Ooceraea biroi (clonal raider ant)
Lineage: Eukaryota; Metazoa; Arthropoda; Insecta; Hymenoptera; Formicidae
Gene: Naa20A
Product: N-alpha-acetyltransferase 20 A
Biological process (GO): N-terminal peptidyl-methionine acetylation
Cellular component (GO): NatB complex
Molecular function (GO): protein-N-terminal amino-acid acetyltransferase activity
Source: RefSeq, a predicted model, not a curated record